GCCCCUCGCGCCCAGCUGCUCAGCCAGAGACGCGCAAGGUCCGAGGCUGCGAUGGCCCUGGAGGCGGGAAGGAACGGAACCGUCCGGCGUCCCAGGAGAGCGGAGGGCGACUUUGAACUGGGCAGCAGCAGCAACCAAGACAGGAAAAAAAUGAAGAAAGUGAAUUUGAUUGGACCAUUAACAUUGUUUCGGUACUCUGAUUGGCAGGAUAAAUUAUUUAUGUCACUGGGCACUAUCAUGGCCAUAGCGCACGGAUCAGGUCUCCCCCUCUUGAUGAUCGUAUUUGGAGAAAUGACUGACAGAUUUGUUAAUACUGCAGGAAACUUCUCCUUGCCAGUGAAUUUUUCAUUGUCUAUGUUAAAUCCAGGCAGAAUUCUGGAAGAAGAAAUGACUAGAUAUGCAUAUUAUUACUCAGGAUUAGGUGCUGGAGUCCUCAUAGCUGCCUAUAUACAAGUUUCAUUUUGGACUUUGGCAGCUGGCCGACAGAUAAAGAAAAUUAGGCAAGAGUUUUUUCAUGCUAUUCUACGACAAGAAAUAGGCUGGUUUGACAUCAACGACACCACUGAACUUAAUACACGGCUAACAGAUGACAUCUCCAAAAUCAGUGAAGGAAUUGGUGACAAGGUUGGAAUGUUCUUUCAAGCAGUAGCCACGUUUUUUGCAGGAUUCAUAGUGGGGUUCAUCAGAGGAUGGAAGCUCACUCUUGUGAUAAUGGCCAUCAGCCCUAUUCUGGGACUUUCAGCAGCUAUUUGGGCAAAGAUUCUCUCUGCAUUUAGUGACAAAGAACUAGCUGCAUAUGCAAAAGCAGGUGCCGUGGCAGAAGAGGCUCUGGGAGCCAUCAGGACGGUGAUAGCUUUUGGGGGCCAGAACAAAGAGCUGGAAAGGUACCAGAAGCAUUUAGAAAAUGCCAAAAAGAUUGGAAUUAAAAAAGCUAUUUCAGCAAACAUUUCCAUGGGCAUUGCCUUCCUAUUAAUAUAUGCAUCGUAUGCACUGGCCUUCUGGUAUGGAUCCACUCUAGUUAUAUCAAAAGAGUACACUAUUGGAAAUGCAAUGACAGUCUUUUUUUCAAUCCUGAUUGGAGCUUUCAGUGUUGGACAGGCUGCUCCAUGUAUUGAUGCUUUUGCCAAUGCAAGAGGAGCAGCAUAUGUGAUCUUUGAUAUUAUUGAUAAUAAUCCUAAAAUUGACAGUUUUUCAGAGAGAGGACACAAACCAGACAGCAUCAAAGGGAAUUUGGAGUUCAGUGAUGUUCACUUUUCUUAUCCAGCUCGAGCUAAUGUCAAGAUCUUAAAAGGCCUCAACCUGAAGGUUCAAAGUGGGCAGACAGUAGCCCUGGUUGGGAGCAGUGGCUGUGGGAAAAGCACAACCGUCCAGCUGAUGCAGAGGCUCUAUGACCCUGAUGAGGGUACGAUUAACAUUGAUGGGCAGGAUAUUAGGACCUUUAAUGUAAGGUAUCUGAGAGAAAUAAUUGGAGUGGUGAGUCAAGAGCCAGUGUUAUUUUCUACCACAAUUGCCGAAAAUAUUCGUUACGGCCGUGGAAAUGUAACCAUGGAUGAGAUUAAGAAAGCUGUCAAAGAAGCCAAUGCCUAUGAGUUUAUCAUGAAAUUACCACAGAAAUUUGACACCCUGGUUGGAGACAGAGGAGCCCAACUGAGUGGUGGACAGAAACAGAGAAUUGCCAUUGCUCGGGCUCUGGUUCGAAACCCCAAGAUCCUCCUCCUGGAUGAGGCCACAUCAGCCUUGGACAGUGAAAGUGAAGCUGAGGUACAGGCAGCUCUGGAUAAGGCUAGAGAAGGCAGGACCACCAUUGUGAUAGCACACCGACUGUCCACAAUCCGAAAUGCAGAUGUCAUAGCCGGGUUUGAGGAUGGAGUCAUUGUGGAGCAAGGAAGCCACAGUGAACUGAUGAAGAAGGAAGGGGUGUACUUCAGGCUUGUUCACAUGCAGACAUCAGGAUACCAAGUCCAGUCAGAAGUAUUUGAAUCUGAACUAAAUGAUGAAAAGACUGUCAUGGGUAUGGCCCCAAAUGGUUGGAAAUCUCAAAUAUUUAGGAAUUCUACUCAUAAAAGCCUUAGAAACUCACGAAAGCAUCAGAAUGGCCUUGAUAUGGAAACCAAUGAAUUUGAUGAAAAUGUGCCACCAGUUUCAUUUUUGAAGGUCCUGAAACUGAAUAAAACAGAAUGGCCCUACUUUGUAGUGGGAACAGUAUGUGCCAUUGCCAAUGGGGCACUUCAGCCAGCAUUUUCCGUCCUGUUCUCUGAGAUGAUAGCGAUUUUUGGACCAGGGGAUGAUGAAGUGAAACAGCGGAAGUGCAACAUGUUCUCAUUGCUUUUUUUAGGCCUGGGAAUUAUUUCUUUUUUUACUUUCUUCCUUCAGGGCUUCACAUUUGGGAAAGCUGGCGAGAUCCUCACCACAAGGCUUCGCUCAAUGGCUUUUAAAGCAAUGCUAAGACAGGACAUGAGCUGGUUUGAUGAUCAUAAAAACAGUACCGGUGCACUUUCUACACGACUUGCAACUGAUGCCUCCCAAGUUCAAGGUGCCACUGGGACUAGGUUGGCUUUAAUUGCACAGAAUACAGCUAACCUCGGAACUGGAAUUAUCAUAUCAUUUAUCUACGGUUGGCAGUUAACCCUUUUGCUGUUGUCAGUUGUUCCAAUUAUUGCUAUAUCAGGGAUUGUUGAAAUGAAAAUGUUGGCUGGAAAUGCCAAAAGAGAUAAAAAGGAACUGGAAACUGCUGGAAAGAUUGCAACGGAGGCAAUAGAAAAUAUUAGGACUGUUGUGUCUUUGACCCAGGAAAGAAAAUUUGAAUCAAUGUAUGUUGAAAAAUUGUAUGGAGCUUACAGGAAUUCUGUGCAGAAGGCACACAUCUAUGGAAUUACUUUUAGUAUUUCACAAGCAUUUAUGUACUUUUCCUAUGCUGGUUGUUUUCGAUUUGGUGCCUAUCUCAUUGUGAAUGGACAUAUGCGCUUCAGAGAUGUUAUUCUGGUGUUUUCAGCAAUUGUGUUCGGUGCAGUGGCUCUAGGACACGCUAGUUCCUUUGCUCCAGACUAUGCUAAGGCCAAGCUGUCUGCAGCCCACUUAUUCAUGCUGUUUGAAAGACAACCUUUGAUUGACAGCUACAGUGAAGAAGGGCUGAGGCCUGAUAAGUUUGAAGGAAAUGUGACAUUUAAUGAAGUUGUGUUCAACUAUCCCACCCGGCCAAACAUGCCCGUUCUUCAGGGGCUGAGCCUCAAGGUGAAGAAGGGCCAGACACUGGCCCUGGUGGGCAGCAGCGGCUGUGGAAAGAGCACGGUGGUCCAGCUCCUCGAGCGGUUCUAUGACCCCAUGGCUGGGACAGUGCUCCUAGAUGGUCAAGAAGCAAAGAAACUCAACAUCCAAUGGCUCAGAGCCCAGCUUGGAAUUGUGUCCCAGGAGCCCAUCCUGUUUGACUGCAGCAUUGCUGAGAACAUCGCCUAUGGAGACAAUAGCCGGGUUGUGUCACGGGAUGAAAUUGUGAAUGCAGCCAAAGCAGCCAACAUACAUCCUUUUAUUGAGACGUUACCCAAUAAAUAUGAAACAAGAGUGGGAGAUAAAGGGACUCAGCUCUCGGGUGGUCAAAAGCAAAGGAUUGCUAUUGCCCGAGCCCUCAUCCGACAACCUCAAAUCCUAUUGUUAGAUGAAGCUACAUCAGCUCUGGAUACUGAAAGUGAAAAGAUUGUCCAAGAAGCCCUGGACAAAGCCAGAGAAGGCCGCACCUGCAUCAUCAUUGCUCACCGCCUGUCCACUAUCCAGAAUGCAGAUGUGAUAGUGGUGUUUCAGAAUGGUAAAGUCAAGGAGCACGGCACACACCAACAGCUGCUGGCACAGAAAGGCAUCUAUUUUUCCAUGGUCGGAAUAAAUUUAGAGAGCAUGAUUCUUCUAAUUUCUACAUUUAACACAUUUCCUUCAAGUCUCACAUCACGAACCCACCCCCAGCAGCCAGUUUACGAAUAUUUUGGUAAGUGCUUAAUAAAUGAUUAAUCUUUAAAGAUGAGCAGUGUUCAUCAGCUGCAUCAUAUCAUGGAAAGCACAAAAAAUCUGCUGAACUAGCUUUUCUGCAUCAGUCUCUGGAUGUGAUUUCCAGGCAGAACAGGCCACAAGAAACCUGUGAAGCACAAAUAAUAAAAGAUUAAGUAUUAUGCAAAAAUCACAACACAAAAAGGCUCCAAAUGUUGAUGUGAUCAGUAUGUGACCUUUAGUCCAUCAGGCUAUGCAUAUAGGAUAUGUGCUGACAUUAGGUGAAUGUCACCUGGCACCUUUAAAGGUAAAUUCAUAUUUAUACAUAAUGCGAGGAACAUCCAAGUUACUAGUGACUAGCUCCUAAGGAUGACAGGAAAUGAACAAUUAGCCAGCACUCAAGACUGCUCUGGAAUAAGGUCUUGCUGUGUUAAAUAAACCCACCUUGUCCAAAUAAAUAAAUAACUGUCCUAACGUACCCAAAAUAGAAUGAGUUGGAAUAUUUGUAUUGAAAUUGAAACUAUUUGUAAUGAAAUUGAAACUUUUUUUUAAAGAAUAAGAAUAUAGUGCUUGGAGAGGGUAACAAAUAAAACAGAAAAAGAAUAACUGGAAAGAAAAGCACUUUCUAGAAAUGCCAUUGCAAACUCUCUUGGACUAAGUCAGGUCAUGCCUUCCACCAUUUCCUUCCAGAGCCUGUUUAUGAAAAAUUCCCUGACAGGUGAUAAAAGUGACCCCAGGAAGCUAUGGAAAUAAAAAGAAAAGCCUUGCUUCUGGUAGACUUUGUGUAGAAACCAGGCUAGAUCCCCUUUCCAGACACUCAAAUUUUCUGUAGCAAAAAAUGCACUGAGCUCAAAUUAAAACCAAAAUAUUUUAUACAAUAUAAAGCUUGUGGACAACCAUGCAAUUUUCACAUAAUCAAAAAACAGUAAAUUAUAGCUUUGACAUGUACUUUAGAUUAGCAGAAUGAAAUAAAAACAUGCUCUGGCUGGGUAUAUAAAUGAAAUCAAUGUGAGUGGAUUAUAUUUGCUGAAAGACAUUCAGGGCCAAACCUACAGAAAAUCCUGCUUUGUUUCCCCCUAGUGAUUUUCCAGCUACACAGUGUAUAUAAUUCUCAAAUACCUAUUUAGUAGUAACUAAUUCUUU
Messenger RNA from Talpa occidentalis (Iberian mole), 5115 nucleotides. It is a transcript of the gene ABCB4, whose product is annotated as ATP binding cassette subfamily B member 4. Gene Ontology annotation, cellular component: membrane. The record is from RefSeq and is a predicted model, not a curated record. Gene Ontology annotation, biological process: transmembrane transport. The transcript is spliced from 29 exons. Gene Ontology annotation, molecular function: ATP hydrolysis activity; ATP binding; ABC-type transporter activity. The coding region runs from base 52 to 3996 and encodes 1314 amino acids. NCBI's taxonomy places the organism in Eukaryota, Metazoa, Chordata, Mammalia, Eulipotyphla, Talpidae.